UGGGAAUCAGCGCCUAGCCGCCUAGCUCCUCGCGGGCUCGCGGCGUACUCGCUAUCCGGGUGUGUCGAGAACCGAAGAUCGAACAGGCGGCCCACUCGCACUUCCCUACCACCCGUCGUCGGUGGAUGCGGAUAGUCGGGCGCUUGGUGAGAGGAUAAGAUGAGAGUGCUUUCUUUUGUUUUUUUAAGUAGUUUCCAAACCCGAACCCAAUAGUUCCAAGGAACAAUUCGAUCCCUUCUUCCGUUAUCCCAGGUGGCGGCCCUGCGGCCAGGAUCUAGGCGGCAAGCAAGCAUGAGCGCCGCUGCUACUCUCCCGACCGGCCAGGCGGCGCCGCACGCGGUGUGCGUGCCGUUCCCGACGCAGGGCCACAUCACGCCGAUGCUGAAGCUGGCAAAGAUCCUCCACGCCAGGGGCUUCCGCGUCACCUUCGUCAACACCGAGUACAACCACCGCCGCCUCGUCCGCUCCCGCGGCGCCGCCGCCGUCGCGGGCCUCGCGGCGUUCCGCUUCGCCACCAUCCCGGACGGCCUGCCGGCGUCCGACGCCAACGCCACGCAGGACCCGGCGACCAUCAGCUACGCCACCAAGCACAGCUGCCCGCCCCACCUGCGGCGCCUGCUCGCCGGGCUGGACGGCGUCACGUGCGUCGUGGCGGACAACCUGAUGAGCUUCAGCGUGGACGCCGCGAGGGAGGUGGGCGUGCCGUGCGCGCUCUUCUGGACCGCCAGCGCCUGCGGCUACAUGGGCUACCGCAACUUCCGCCUCCUCAUCGACAGGGGCAUCGUCCCCCUCCAAGACCAAGAGCAGCUGACCAACGGGUUCAUGGACACGCCGGUGGGCUGGGCGCCCGGCAUGAGCAAGCACACGCGGCUCAAGGACAUGCCGACCUUCCUCCGCACCACGGACCCCGACGACGUGCUGAUGAACUUCCAGCUGCAGGAGGUGGAACGCUCCGAGCACGCGUCCGCCGUCGUCAUCAACACCUUGGACGAGCUCGAGCGGCCGGCUCUCGACGCCAUGCGCUCCAUCAUCCCGGCCGUGUACACCGUCGGCCCGCUCGCCUCCGUCGCGGAGCGGGUCGUCGACCGCAGCCUCCAAGCGGUGAGCUGCAGCCUGUGGCGGGAGGACCAGUCCUGCCUCCAGUGGCUGGACGCCACCAAGCCCCGCCCGCGGUCGGUGGUGUACGUCAACUUUGGGAGCAUCACGGUCAUGAGCGGGCAGGAGCUGGCGGAGUUCGCGUGGGGGCUGGCCGGCAGCGGCCACCGCUUCCUGUGGAUCGUCCGCCCGGACGUCGUCAAGGGCGGCGGCGGCGCCUCCUCGGCGGAGGCGGCGGCGCUGCCCCCGGGGUUCCUGGAGGCGACCGAGGGCAGGGGCCUCGUGGCGAGCUGGUGCGACCAGGAGGCCGUGCUGCGGCACGAGGCGGUGGGCCUGUUCCUCACGCACAGCGGCUGGAACUCCACCCUGGAGAGCCUCUGCGCCGGGGUGCCCAUGCUGUGCUGGCCAUUCUUCGCGGAGCAGCAGACCAACUGCCGGUACAAGUGCGUCGAGUGGGGCGUGGCGAUGGAGGUCGGCGACAACGUGCGGCGGGAGGCCGUGGAGGCGAGGAUACGGGAGGCCAUGGGUGGGGACAAGGGCAAGGACAUGGCGCGCAGGGCCGCGGAGUGGAGAGAGGCCGCCGCGGGGUCGGCGGCGAGGUCGCUUGCCAACCUCGACAGGCUCAUCAACGAUGUGCUGCUCUCUCCGGCACCAUUAUUACCGGGCGGCUCACUCAAAAUGGCUUAGCUUGAAUGAUGCGUGGAUGGCCCUGAUCAAACACACAGCGAGUAUGUGUUUCAAAUGAUACUAGUGAACAUUUCAAUACAAGUCGGGAUAGUUAAAUGUCUACCCCUGAAAGACCGGUAAUUGAAUCAAGGUUGUUUUAAAAUUUACAGCAUAUAAGUCCACCUUUUGUCAACAUGAAAAGUUAGUGCAAACUAUGUACUCUAUAAUGGAAUCAAGCUUGGAACACAUGGGAGAAGCUUUGUAAUUGUUUAAAGGCCCCAAAGUUUGAAUCAUCAGAUGCUGUUCAAAUUAAA
This is a messenger RNA of Panicum virgatum (switchgrass), 2075 nucleotides long. RefSeq names its product 7-deoxyloganetin glucosyltransferase-like. Gene Ontology annotation, molecular function: UDP-glycosyltransferase activity. NCBI's taxonomy places the organism in Eukaryota, Viridiplantae, Streptophyta, Magnoliopsida, Poales, Poaceae. The transcript has a single exon. The record is from RefSeq and is a predicted model, not a curated record. The coding region runs from base 292 to 1782 and encodes 496 amino acids.